This is a messenger RNA of Patiria miniata (bat star), 1288 nucleotides long. RefSeq lists its product as uncharacterized. The record is from RefSeq and is a predicted model, not a curated record. The transcript is spliced from 4 exons. Lineage: Eukaryota; Metazoa; Echinodermata; Asteroidea; Valvatida; Asterinidae. Bases 256 to 1107 code for a protein of 283 amino acids.
UCGGGUCGUCGUUCGGACCCCUCGUUCGUUGACUUCCCUGCGGUCUACUGUAAAUUCAACUUUUGGCGUUCCGGUCAUCAUCGUCAAUUCGGCACUUUAUCUCCAAGACUUGUUGGAUAAGAUACCGAGAAAUACGGAGACACUGAUUUCUUCUGUGUGUACAUGUGAGAGGAAAGUUUUAAUUUCGUGGUUUGGGAGAUUUCGAACUGAGGGAAAGAUAAUUGGAGCUUCAAAAAUAUUGUCUGAGAUGUGACGAUGGGAUGCAUUCCCUCUGCUGUAGCCGUCAAAGAUAAAAGUAAAGUGUCACCGGCUCCAUCUCCAAACACUUUACGAGGGGACCUGAUAUCACGCGAUGAGGCCAGGCAACGAAGGAACAAAGGCGUUGCUGAGCACCAUGCCAAGGCCAACAAAGUUGCUCAGCAGACGAUUGCGUACAAUACCAUGGCAGAGAAGGAGCUGAUGUCCACCACCUCGACCGAGCGAUCCUACCGAUCAGGGCGGGCCUUCUUAAUUAGUGCAACGGCAAGCACCGUGGCUGAAAAUAACGGUAGCGAGCAAGGGUCAUCCUCCACCGUCAGUGAUGGAGCCAACCCGUUCAGAUCAGAGCAACAAGGAGCUGCAACCAGGAACAAAAAUGAUGGCAUCAUCGCAACCUCCACCAAACUUCCUUAUGCGGUCCCUGAAGAGGAGUCUCCACAUCAGCUGCAUGACCUCAGUGAUGCCAAAGGUCAUGAGGUCAAGCUGCAAAAUGGUGGUGUCAAAGGUCAAAGAAGUAGCCAGGACGUGAGUCUUGUCGAGGUCAGCAAGACCAGUGAUGACAGAACUCAGGAGUGUGAAAACAAUGGUGGAAAUAAUUCCCGCUCGAAGACAGACGUGAAUAUUGAUGAGCAUGAGGUCAAGGGUCAGGAGACUAUCCUGGUUUCCCAGACCAGCCAAAUUGAUGGGGAUGAAUUAGAAGUGGAGAAGCCGACAAGGACCGUACAGUUUGCAGCGGACGGAACUGAGGACAUGAUUGAGAUUGAGAGAGGAAAUGUUGAUGAAGAUGAAAGAACUAAAUCAACUGAAAACGGGUCGGUGGCGACUGCUGGCUGUCUGCCCGCUGGGUGACUUAGCGACAUUAGCAACAUUCAUGUUGUGAAAUAUGAACAUUCUUCCAACAUUGCUUUCUUUAUUUUAUUUAUGAUCUUCAGUUUACAUACUGUAUAUUUAUCAGAUGUUAGGCCAAAAAAAAAAAUACUCCGGUCUCUGGUCAGCGCACGCCUCGAUUUUAACCAUGCGCGUCAACCUU